AUGGCGACUUAUGCGAAUGCCCCUAGAAAAAUCGACAAUUCAAUCCCUUUCGAGUUUGACGACGAAGACAUGGAAGAUAUUAAAGGCAUCGAUCCAGAUGCCGACGCCCAUAUUGAACCAGAAGGGACAUUGACGCCUAUGGAAAGCGAAAUCUUCAAGCGCAUUUUUGACGAUAUCUCUCAUGCCCGUCUGCCCCAAAAUAAGAAGUCUGGUCGUCCUCAAGAGGCUGAACCCACUCAAACAUCAACUACAACAAACUUGGAAAGGCAGCGCCUAGGUGACACCCUCGUCGAGAAAGCUCGCGCUUCAGACGCUAGCGAUGACUUCCUGAAACGUUAUCCGCUUUCGUUGCGAAAAGCUGCCCAGCAUGCCCUUGGCAAGUUUGAGUCUGCGCCCAAACGUCCCAAGCUGCACAAUUUGGCCGAGCUUGACAAGGCAGAGAAGGCACAAAUGCGAGAAUGGGCAAAGUACGAAGAUCUCAGAGGCAAGGAAAGGGAAAGAGUUAUGAAUCUGAUGAAGAAGUGUACAAGCGAUGUUGAGCUGUGGGACCUCAUGGAGAAGGAAGUUUUCUCACUUCCUGUUGAGCUGGGAAUUGUUGAAGUACCAAAGACUGAGAAGAGGGGACGGAAGCCCAAGAACGCACCAGCGAAGAAAGAGAAAAAGGUAGCGACCAAGGAAGAGAAACCUAUCAUGGAUGUUCACGGAUAUCUAUACUCUGACUUCCUGACCUACGGCCUGACUCGCCUGGACAGCGCAUUCCCGAAACCCUCUCUCCUGGCCUUUAACAUUCUCCCCCGAAUUAAGGAACUCGGUCUGUCCUCCUACGUCCUCGGCGUAUCUUCACCCCUCUUCAUCAAGGUCGCCCAAAUUCACUGGGAACGAUACGGCGAUGCUGUAUCUGCCUGUGAGGCUCUUGACGAGAUGAAGCCACUGGGAAUUUUCCCCACAGAGACUGAGAAGAUUAAUGAGGUUGAGAAACUGGUCAAGGAUAUUGAAGAUAACCUGCACAGCUGCACUUGGGGAGCUCAAGGGCCUUUCGUCAUGGCUAUGAUGCAAGCGGGCCCCUAUGAUGUUACCCUCACGGCUCGCCUUGGACGACUGAAGAGCAUCAUUGCCAAGAAACACUUCUACAACGAAAGGGAUGCUUUGAACUUGGCGCAGGAUGAGGAGGUGAAGGCCCAGCAUGUGGAGGCCGCACGAUAA
This is a messenger RNA of Fusarium pseudograminearum CS3096, 1203 nucleotides long. RefSeq lists its product as uncharacterized. The coding region runs from base 1 to 1203 and encodes 400 amino acids. Gene Ontology annotation, cellular component: mitochondrion. The transcript has a single exon. NCBI's taxonomy places the organism in Eukaryota, Fungi, Ascomycota, Sordariomycetes, Hypocreales, Nectriaceae. The record is from RefSeq and is a predicted model, not a curated record.